UGGAAAACGACCAUGAACCCGUACGUAGAGGCACCCGAAACGCAGUUCGACCCGGAGACGUACAUCCACACGUCGACUGGCAACAAGAUCAGCCGCAAGUGCACGCUCUGCGGCGCCCACAACAUCCACUUGCGCGGCAAGACGAUUAUUGACUCGGGAGCAAUUGUACGCGCUGACUUGGCCAAAGUGUCGCUCGGGAAGCAGUGCAUCAUCCGGGAGAAAUGCGUCGUCAAGCCCCCAACGCGAGUCGUGUCGACUGGACUGGCCUUCAUCCCUGUGAAGAUGGGAGACUACGUGUACAUUGGGGAGGACACGGUGGUGGAGGCUGCGAUGAUCGGGUCCUACGUGCAGAUCGGCAAGAACUGCGUCAUUGGUAAGCGCGCUAUCAUUCGAGACUGCUGCCGGAUCGAAGACAAUACGGUCGUCCCGGCAGACGCAGUCAUUCCGCCGUUCUCCAGAAUCGGAGGCAUCCCUGGAAAACUUAUCGAGGACAUGCCGGAGGCUACGCAGGAGUUGUGCAUUGGACAAGUCAGCCGAUACUUUGACAACUUUACACCUCGUGAAGGCUAAGGGCGAGUGCUUGCUACGAACCGGGUUCCUCGACUUGAGUACACGACAGUAAACGGCAGGCAUCUUUUCAUGCCAUCGAGACAGCACAGCUAGAUAUUUUCUCAACCAUUGAACCAUUCAUU
This is a messenger RNA of Phytophthora sojae, 692 nucleotides long. RefSeq lists its product as hypothetical. Lineage: Eukaryota; Oomycota; Peronosporomycetes; Peronosporales; Peronosporaceae. The record is from RefSeq and is a predicted model, not a curated record. The transcript is spliced from 5 exons. The coding region runs from base 13 to 570 and encodes 185 amino acids.